AUGAAUAUAUAUAUUCUCCGUCAUGGAGAAAGUAAAUAUAAUGCUAAUCCAUUAGAUGAUAUUAUUGAUUGUCCAUUAACAUCAUUGGGUAUUGAACAAUCAACUUAUUUAGAUAAAUCAUCAUAUCCAAAACAUUAUUCUUUAAUAAUUAGUUCACCUUUACGUCGUUGUCUUGAUACAAUUAAAUUGUCAAAAAUAAAUAGUGAUCAUUUUGAAAUAAAUGAUUUAUUUCGAGAAAUUUAUUCUGGUUGUAAAUCCGAUCUCUUAUAUGAUAAUGAAUUUAUUUCUAUUGAGAAUGAACAAUUUAUUCAAGAAAGAAUAAAACGUAUAAAUGAUUAUUUAUAUAAAAAAAAAGAAUUAAAUAUAUCAAAUAUAUUAAUUGUAACACAUGCAGAUUUAGUUUGGUAUUUAACUUCUUAUGAAAUAAAUGGAGAAAGAUUUGGUACAUGGUUAAAUAAUGCACAAUUAUUUCAUUGGAAACAAAUUUAA
Molecule: messenger RNA, 489 nt
Organism: Rotaria sp. Silwood1
Lineage: Eukaryota; Metazoa; Rotifera; Eurotatoria; Philodinida; Philodinidae
Source: the annotation of a GenBank genome assembly